Pundamilia nyererei is the source of this 2940-nucleotide messenger RNA. The record is from RefSeq and is a predicted model, not a curated record. NCBI's taxonomy places the organism in Eukaryota, Metazoa, Chordata, Actinopteri, Cichliformes, Cichlidae.
AUGGGUGAUGAUUUGAAGACAUUUGUUGAAGAUAUUUGUAAAGAACUUUGUGAUAAACUGGUCAUUUCCCAGGAUGCUCUUGGUGAUUUCAUGAUGCUGAACAAUGCUGACAAAGAACAGUUUGCUGACUGGUUCACAGUCUCUCUCCCCCACCUCGUCGAGGCGUUUGACUCCCUGGGCCCCCUUAAGGAGGAGCUUCGUGCCCGUGCGCUGGCCCAGAGGGUCCUGAAUGCCGCCUCAGCACCCACACCUCCGUCCCGUGAACGGGUAUCAUCGCCGCUGCCUCAUGAGCCAGAGGCUGUGAGAGGUGGAACGCUGAGUUCCACUUCCACUCAGCCAUCGCCUCACCGUGGAUCAGCUUCCUCGUUUCCGCCACAGUCAAGCUGCACUGACCAGCACACGGAGGCGAUGGAGGCCAUAGAUUUUGGCGACGAUGAGCGUCAGCAGGUGUUGCAGGCUUAUCGGGAGGAGGAGCUCCGUUGGAAGCCUUGGCUCAUUCCCGAGGAGGAGCUCCCACCUAUCGCCCUGCUUCAGACCGACCACUCACCGUCACGCCCUCGCGAGGACUUCACGUCUCCGGCCGCUUGUCUGGCGAGGAUGUGGGCAGAGGAGGAAGACUCGAUCCCAACGGUUAACGCUGCCGCGCUCGCGGCCACUCCCAGGAGGAAGCGGCGUCGGCGUCGCUCUACACGGCACUCAGAGGUAGAGGCAGGGGUCACCCAGCCAGCACCUGAGCUAGUUCCCACCACUGGGGUCAGGGCAGCCGUAGGUCUGCCAUAUCCUGCACCUGCAUCUGCACCUCAGGUGGGAAUGGCUGCCGUCCAGUUUGUUCCCACACCCAGGGUCGGGUGGGCUGCCCCGGGCUCAUUGGGGCUUGGCAGUGCUGCUGCUGUGGCCCCCGGUGCGGAUAGGCCUGGUCCCCUGCCAUUGGUGGAUUCCAGGGAACAUGGGUGCCUACCGGGUUCAGCGGAGAAGCUGGUUCCAGGGAGGGGGUACUUUGACCCCCACCACCACCACCAAUCCUUCCCUUCCCAUCCCCACAUGCCUCCCUACUCCUGCUCCAGCACACCACCACACAGCACCAGACAUGCAGGGCCAAGAGCUCCUCCAAAUUCUGACAGUUUCAUACCAGUAGAACAUCAUGAGAACAGCAUCACCCUGCAGUGGGAUAAAGUCAACAACAAUGUCAGCUUUGUUCUCCAGUUUAAUGUCUCAUCUCUCACUGCUGGAACUCAAUACACAUUCACUCUCUACUCUGUGUUUGAGAACGUCAGAAGCAGUGGAGUCAGCAUUGCUGCAGUCACUGAGACACACCUGGAGUGCUUACUAAAAGAUCUUGGUUUACAACAGUACUACACAAAGAAACUGUCACUGAGCAAAAUACUUGAGAUUGAUAAGACGACCAUCAACGAUGAACCUGCCAAGAGUAACUCAGACUUUCCAUGGUAUUUUCUAAAGAAACUGAUGAUGGUUAAUGUGGCAGCUAGGAAUAUGACAUGUACAUCAGAUUGUGAGUCUGAUGAUGAAACAGGGAAUGCAGAGGAUUUGGACAGUUCAAACACAGAUGACAUGCCAAACCCACUCGACAUAAUCGCUGCUCUCUUUCUGUGUUCUGAUGGUUUUCUGCAGCAGGAAAUGGCACUAAAAAUGUCCACAUGUCAGUUUUCUGUGCCUCUGCUGCUUCCGAAUUGUGACACCAAUCAGUGCACACUCAUGCUGUGGGCCAUGAGAGACAUUGUUAAAAAGUACAGACCUCAGUCUCUGUCAGAGUCCAAGGGCUUCAUUGAAGACAGAAUCGUUCUGUCUGAACUUCCAAUGAUCUCUUUUGUCAGACUGGGUGAGUGCUCCUCGUCCAAGUCAGAGAUUCUCAAUAAGCUUCUGAGCAAUUCUCAGCAGUACCAUGACACCUUUGUUCAUCGCAACAUGGAGUGUGGUGACAGUCCAAGAAGAAUAUCCAACGGACUGACUGAAAUUACUUGGUAUCUUCCUUGUGGAAACACAAACAUUGAUAUUUUCAGUCAACCAGUGGCUGUAGCUAACCUUCAUGGGGACAUUGCUUCAUUUGAAACACAAUACUCCUUUCUGUGUCAAACAUCUGCAGCAGUUUUUGUGUUCUUUGACAAUUUGGACUCUGAGUGCAGUCUACUUACUAACCAACACCACAAGGCACAGAUCUUCUUGGUGGGUAACAAAAAGAAAGGGAAGAUGACAAUAGAGCAGAUGGCAGACGUUGCCCAUGACCUGGGAAUCCUGGUUGAUGAAGACUCUCCAGAGUGCCAGACUGCAAAGACAAAUGCAGAAGCCAUCACUGCAGAAAUUCAAGACAUCCUUAAAUACAAAGAAGAUCACCUUCCUCGGCAAGGAGAAAUAUGGAAAGAACUGAUCUGCUUAGAGAAGGAAGAAUUUCGCCUUCGAAAAGUUGGCUCUGGAAAUAUAGAAGAUUACAAAAGUCAACUUCAGGAAGACAGAAAAGAACUGCGGAAAAGGCAGAACUCUUAUGACAUGUCAACAGCUAUGACAUGUUUCAUCAAUGCAAUAUCACGCCCAGGAACAGAGAGGUUUUAUUUCCUGAAAUGGAUGCGAAUGAACCUCGAUAACCUGUCUCGCAUAAAACUUUCUGAACUUCAGGAAAAAUAUAAAGAAAAAUGCAACAAUUCUGAGAACAAAGAGGAGAUCAAAGAAAUUGACAGACAGAUUUCCAACAGCUCACUGGGGACUGAACACUUCUUCCGUGAAAUGGGUCAGAUCUAUGAAACCUCACUGUCCCUUCCACAAACAGAUCCAUCACGUCAACAGCUGCAGCAUCUGCCCAAACUGUGUGCAGAGUUGUUGCUUGAUGGAUUUCCUCUUGAGCUUGUAGAUGGAGAUGCAUCCAACAUCCCUCUCAGAUGGGUGAGUGAUGUUCUCUCUCAGCUCAGUGACUUGGCUGUGACCCAGUAA